Molecule: messenger RNA, 859 nt
Organism: Megalops cyprinoides (Indo-Pacific tarpon)
Lineage: Eukaryota; Metazoa; Chordata; Actinopteri; Elopiformes; Megalopidae
Gene: myog
Product: myogenin
Exons: 3
Coding region: 98-838 (246 amino acids)
Biological process (GO): positive regulation of myoblast differentiation; positive regulation of transcription by RNA polymerase II; muscle organ development
Molecular function (GO): DNA-binding transcription factor activity, RNA polymerase II-specific; protein dimerization activity; RNA polymerase II cis-regulatory region sequence-specific DNA binding
Source: RefSeq, a predicted model, not a curated record
ACGAGCUCCAGGGGGAAAGCGCGAGUGUCUGGAGCACGGGAGCCAAAGAGAAGAGAAACACAGUCCGGACAAAACCAGCCGCUCGCCCCGCCAAAGAAUGGAGCUUUUUGAGACCAACCCCUACUUCUUUCCUGACCAGCGCUUCUACGAGGGCGGGGAGAACUUCUUCCCCUCCCGGCUGCAGGGGGGGUUCGAUCAGGGAGGCUACCAGGAGCGGCCAGUGAUGGGUCUCUGUGGGGACGGCAGGCUCCUGUCCUCCGGGGUGGGCUUGGAGGACAAGGUGUCCCCCGCGGCCGGCCUGUCCCCACACCAGGAGCACUGCCCCGGCCAGUGCCUGCCCUGGGCCUGCAAGGUAUGCAAGCGCAAGUCAGUGACCAUGGACCGGCGGAAAGCCGCCACUCUGCGCGAGAAGAGGCGGCUGAAGAAGGUGAACGAGGCCUUCGAGGCGCUGAAGAGGAGCACCCUCAUGAACCCCAACCAGCGGCUGCCCAAGGUGGAGAUCCUGCGCAGCGCCAUCCAGUACAUCGAGCGGCUGCAGGCGCUCGUCAGCUCCCUCAACCAGCAAGAGCACGAGCAGGCCGGCCUGCACUACAGGGGCUCGGCAGCCCAGAGGGUGUCCUCUUCCAGCGAUCAGGGUUCAGGCAGCACCUGCUGCAGCAGCCCCGAGUGGAGCAGCACCUCAGAGCACUGCGCCACCGCCUACAGUGCCACACCCGAGGACCUCCUGAACGAGGACUCCUCGGAGCAGCCCAACCUGCGGUCCCUGACUUCCAUAGUGGACAGCAUCACGACCGGGGAGGGGGCCCCCAUCACUUACUCAGGGGACAUUUCCAAAUAAGCCACCCGCCCCAGACCUGCC